AUAUGUGCUCCAGAUCUUUCCCUUUCUUCCUUGAAGCAGCACACUUUUUUUAAGAUACAGCUCUUCAUUUGGCAUUUCUGGGAGACCCCUUUUUGAAGAGAUGCAAAAAUGAACGGCACUGGAGUCUUGCUUCGAAGCAACCAGUUCAUCCUCCUGCUGCUAUUUCUCCUGCAAAUUCAGAGUCUGGGUCUGGACAUUCACAGUCGCCCGACUGCAGAAGUCUGUGCCACACAUGCUAUUUCACCUGGACCCAAAGGAGAUGAUGGUGAAAGAGGAGAUCCAGGAGAAGAGGGAAAAGGUGGCAAAGUGGGACGCAGGGGGCCGAAAGGAAUUAAAGGAGAAUUGGGUGACAUAGGACCCCAGGGCAAUAUUGGCAAGUCUGGGCCCAUUGGCAAGAAGGGUGACAAAGGAGAGAAGGGUUUGCUUGGGAUACCAGGAGUGAAAGGCAAGGCAGGUACUGUCUGUGACUGCGGAAGAUACCGGAAAGUUGUUGGACAACUGGAUAUCAGUGUCGCCCGGCUCAAGACAUCUAUGAAAUUUGUCAAGAAUGUCAUAGCAGGGAUUAGAGAAACUGAAGAAAAGUUCUACUACAUUGUGCAGGAGGAGAAGAACUACAGGGAGUCCCUGACCCAUUGCAGGAUUCGGGGUGGAAUGCUAGCCAUGCCAAAAGACGAAGCCAUCAACACCCUCAUCGCUGACUACGUGGCCAAGAGUGGCUUCUUCCGCGUGUUCAUUGGGGUGAAUGACCUUGAGAAGGAGGGGCAGUAUGUGUUCACAGACAGCACCCCACUGCAGAACUACAGCAACUGGCAAGAGGGGGAGCCCAGUGACCCCUAUGGGCACGAGGACUGCGUGGAGAUGCUGAGCUCAGGCCGAUGGAAUGACACCGAGUGCCAUCUUAGCAUGUACUUCAUCUGCGAGUUUGUCAAGAAGAAAAAGUAACUUCCCUCCUGCCACACAUUUGUUACUUCCUUGUGACUAGCACUGCAGUUAUCUGUAUCCAUCUCUGUCUUCCUAAUUACACUGAAUUCACUCUGACUCAAAUGAGAAAUACUACUUGGGGGUUUGGCAUCUUCACAGCAUGCUCUUGGUGCCAAUUCUGACACUAUUAAUGAUGUAUUACUGACCCAAAAGCUCAGCAGGUGCCGUGGGCCCUGAGAAAGAGAGUUCAAAUUACUAUUUGGGCAGAAGGUAUUUGCCUGUGUCUCCCAUGAAAUGUUUUUUGGGAUUCUUCUUUUACCAUUUCUCCCUAUGGCCCCAUCCACUGCAGAUGCAUGAAUAGUUGCUUGGUGAUGGUUAGGUUGGUCAGUGUUGACUAGGCUUCCCAGCCCUUGCUCAAAUUCAGACGUAUAAGUGGCCUUCUGUGAGGAAUAGUAAAGUAUUUCCUACCUUUGCACUCCAUGAUUAGACCACUCACUCACAUGGCUAUGGCCACAUUUGAAAGUUCCCCUUGUUUGUAGAGACAUGGAAAUGUUUCAGCACAGUGUUACUGUAAGAAACUUCAAGCUUACUGACCUGUUACAGACCAUGAGGAAUCAUAGCAAUUUUUUGUGCUGUUGAUCUAAAACCUUCCAAAAAGUAAACCAGGCAGGCUCCUUGGGCUCCAUUUUGGAGACCCACACCUUUUUCCCAGGACCCUAGAUUUUUAACUGUCUGGGAUAAGGAAUUCUGGAAAUUGAAAUAGAAAAGCAAACCGUGUGUGUUUCCAAACAAUAUAAUUCAUACUCCUCUGGCUAAGUUGCCUUCUGCUGUCAACAUGACUCCAUUUUUCCUCAUCAAAUUUUUAUUCAUGUGGACUUUCCUCCCCUCAAACUUAGAGAUAGCAGAAAGGGCAUUGAGAAGCCUUCAGAAAAUUCUAGAAAUUUCAACUUGCUGCCACCAUCAAGGCUCCAAGCUCCUCCUUGCUGCCUCUAAUACCUAUAUCACUGAUGUGGGACCCAUCUAUGGUCUUAGGUUGUAAAAUACCCAUGCUGGAGAUACCCUUUGCACUGCUUUGACAGCACAGGACUGUGUCAGGCAUGGAGCCUGGAACAUGUAGAGAAUUCACAUUUCCUAAGUUGGUAAAAAUCUUACUUUGAGUGGCAGAUCAAACCUCAAAGCAGCUUUCACUUGACAUUUAAGGAUAAACAGUUCAAUGCAACUCUAGAUAACCCCCUUAUAAACUGAUGCUCCAGUUAUGGUUUGUGACAUAUGAUUAGACUGUGUAGAAUGCUGGCAAAAUGGUUAACGAAAUAAAAGAAACAGAUCAACAACA
Messenger RNA from Chinchilla lanigera (long-tailed chinchilla), 2254 nucleotides. It is a transcript of the gene Colec10, whose product is annotated as collectin sub-family member 10 (C-type lectin). Lineage: Eukaryota; Metazoa; Chordata; Mammalia; Rodentia; Chinchillidae. The transcript is spliced from 6 exons. The record is from RefSeq and is a predicted model, not a curated record. The coding region runs from base 109 to 942 and encodes 277 amino acids.